This is a messenger RNA of Cannabis sativa, 2200 nucleotides long. RefSeq names its product lysophospholipid acyltransferase LPEAT2. NCBI's taxonomy places the organism in Eukaryota, Viridiplantae, Streptophyta, Magnoliopsida, Rosales, Cannabaceae. Gene Ontology annotation, molecular function: lysophosphatidylethanolamine acyltransferase activity; calcium ion binding. The record is from RefSeq and is a predicted model, not a curated record. The coding region runs from base 183 to 1877 and encodes 564 amino acids. The transcript is spliced from 14 exons. Gene Ontology annotation, biological process: phospholipid metabolic process.
UUAUUAUUUUUAUUUUCAGAAUAAAAUUAUUAAUCGGUUUUAAUUAUUAUUAUAUAUAAUAAAAAAAAAAUUGUCAAAGUCUCUUCCUCUGUCUUUCAAUUCCACCAUCGUCGUUUUCUGUCUCCAAAAGCAGUGCUGCUCUUCCCCCACAUUCCUUUCCAACCCACAGAGGAGAGAGGACAAUGGCGGACCAUGAUAUUACCUCGCCUCUCCUCCCAUCUCCGCCGUCUGAUCAUCUCCACUUGAUCUUAGACGUCCAAGACAACGACGACCGUCUUGAACAUCACCAUCACCAAGACCAACAGCCGUCAAACCGAACCGAUCAUUUGAGUCCCACCGAUCAGAAUUUCGCUCGCCAUGAUAACCAGUUGGAUUCUCGCAACCCGUAUGCGUUUCUUGGGUGUGACUGGUUCGAGGUGCCCCUGCAGCCGACCGUGAACCCCUUCCGGAACUAUACGAAGGAGAUCGAUGGGGUCUACGAGUGGCUCAAAAUUCUGAUUCUUUUUCCAGUUAUGAUUGUUCGACUCGUUCUUUUUGGAGCUUGUCUUGCUGUGGGAUAUUUGGCUACCAAGUUAGCUCUUGCGGGUUGGAAGGAUAGGCAGAAUCCUAUGCCCAAAUGGAGGUGCAGGAUUAUGUGGGUAACUAGGUUUUCGGCACGGUGUAUUCUCUUCACAUUUGGGUACCAUUGGAUUAAACGUAAGGGGAAGCCAGCUCCUAGGGAAACAGCUCCUAUAGUUGUAUCUAAUCAUGUAUCAUACAUUGACCCUAUUUUCUAUUUUUAUGAACUGUCUCCUACCAUUGUUGCAUCAGAGUCCCAUGAUUCUAUUCCUUUUGUUGGAACUAUCAUCAGAGCAAUGCAGGUCAUAUAUGUAAAUAGGUUCUCAUCGUCAUCAAGGAAGCAUGCUGUCAAUGAAAUAAAGAGAAAAGCCUCUUGCGAUAAAUUUCCUCGACUUCUUUUAUUUCCCGAGGGAACUACAACCAAUGGAAGAGUCAUUAUUUCUUUCCAGCUGGGGGCGUUCAUCCCUGGUCACACAAUUCAGCCAGUUAUUGUUCGUUAUCCCCAUGUACACUUUGAUCAAUCCUGGGGGCACAUUUCCUUGGCAAAGCUCAUGUUUAGGAUGUUUACACAGUUCCAUAAUUUUAUGGAGGUAGAGUACCUUCCAGUCAUUUCUCCACUUGAUCACGAAAAAGAAAGUGCUGUCAGUUUCUCUGGAAGGACAAGCCGGGCUAUGGCAACUGCAUUAAAUGUUGUACAGACAUGUCAUUCCUAUGGGGAUUUGAUGCUUUUAGUGAAAGCAUUCGAGUCGAAACAGGAGAAUCCCUCAGCUUACAUGGUUGAAAUGGCUAGAGUAGAAUUGUUACAUCAUAUAAAUAGUUUGGAAGCUGUAGAUUUUCUGGAUAAGUUUCUCGCCAUGAAUCCUGACCCCAGUGGUCGUGUUAACUAUCAUAACUUUGUGAAGGUUCUACGACUCGGUGCUUGUACAUUAUCCGAGGAGAUAUUUUCAUACAUUGAUGUUGAGAAAUGUGGAGGAAUAACAUUUAAGCAGUUCUUAUUUGGAUCAGCAAAUGUCUUGAACCAGCCAAUAUUCCGACAAGCUUGUGAAUUAGCCUUUGGUAGAUGUAUUGCUGCAGGAAAUGAUAGCAUUUCAGAGCAAGAGCUGGGAGAUUCCAUCAGAUUAGCAAUUCCAGAUUUGAAUGAGGAAAAGGUUCAUAAAAUGUUCGAUUUGUUCGACAGUGAUAAGGAUGGAAAGAUCAGCAAGGAUGAGUUUUUAACCUGCCUGAGAAAAAAUCCACUGCUGAUUGCAGUUUUCUCAUCUUGUUUGCUGCAGAAAGAUCUAUCACAAGAUAGCACAAGGUUACGAGAAGAGAUUGUUUAGCAGAGUAGCAUUUUCCAUGCUUUGUACCAUUUUGUUGUGCAAUUGUUUGGCAGAGAGAGAAGGGUGGGUUUUAUUGAUGUUAAAGAGCAUGUAUCAUAUUUAAUUAUUAAAAAGAAAAACAUGUACUGUGUUUGGUGGGUAGUAUUGUAGGGGCAUCAUAAUUUAUUUUUUUCUUCAUUUUUUGCCCUCAAAACGCUCACAAUACAAAGCUUUCAUCUGUACGCUCGUGGUUUGCUUGUAUUCAUUUUCACCCUAAUUCACAACGAUCUAUUUGGCGCGUAGUCGUCUCAUCCAAUGACAAAAUUAUACGAUGAAUCACAAAA